GUGCCCAGACCACCCAGCUCCUUGUGCAGCCCCCCUGGAGGCCGGCAGUGCUGUGGGACCGGGUGACACUGACCUGCCAGGGCUCAGGGACCGCCAGUGCCACCACCUGGUACAAGGACGGGAAGCGAUGGGGACAGCAGGGAGGAGACCAAGUCACUGUCACCGAGAGUGGCACCUACACGUGUCACAGACCUGGCACCGGGCUCAGCUCCCCUGUGACUGUCUCAAAUGACUGGCUGGUGCUGCAGGUGCCGGCGCGGGCGCUGAUGGCGGGAGACACGCUGACACUGCGCUGCCGGGGCUGGAGAAACUACAUGGUGACCUGGGUGUCCUUCUACCAUGAGAAGCAGAAACUGAGGUGGUUCCGUGAGCAGACCGAUCUGUUCCUGUCACCUCUGCAGCUGCAGCACAGUGGCCGCUACGGAUGCAGGAGUUGGGUAAAAUCAUUUGGGUGGAAGGAGUCACUGCCAGUGACAGUGACAGUGCAGGAGCUCUUCUCUGUGCCAGUGCUGGAGGGUCCCCCUGAGCCCACCGAGGGGUCCCCCCUGGCUCUCAGCUGUCUCAGCACCCCCAGCCCCCUGCGGCCCCGAGCCCCCCUCCUGCACGUGUUCUACCGGGACGGGCGGGUGAUGUGGGGCCCGCAGGGGUCCCCGCAGCUGCUGCUGCCCAAAGUGGGGGUCUCCCACUCGGGGAAUUACAGCUGCGAGGUGCGCUCCGAGGGGGGGGCCGUGCGGAAGAGCAGCGCCCGGCUCCGCGUCACGGUGCGCAGGGUCCCGCCCUCGGGGGUGUCCCUGUUGGCGCAGCCCCCCGGGGCACAGGUGGCACUUGGGGACCGCCUGGUGCUGAGCUGCGUGGUGGACAAGGGGACAGGUCCCCUGUCCUUCUCCUGGCACCGGGAGGGCUCGGGGGCACCGCUGGGCACCGGGCCCCGCCUGGAG
Lonchura striata (white-rumped munia) is the source of this 938-nucleotide messenger RNA. NCBI's taxonomy places the organism in Eukaryota, Metazoa, Chordata, Aves, Passeriformes, Estrildidae. The record is from RefSeq and is a predicted model, not a curated record.